Messenger RNA from Diachasmimorpha longicaudata, 10211 nucleotides. RefSeq names its product KICSTOR complex protein SZT2-like. The coding region runs from base 321 to 10073 and encodes 3250 amino acids. Gene Ontology annotation, cellular component: peroxisome. NCBI's taxonomy places the organism in Eukaryota, Metazoa, Arthropoda, Insecta, Hymenoptera, Braconidae. The record is from RefSeq and is a predicted model, not a curated record. The transcript has 6 exons.
GAUGUCCACAGACAUCUCUUCUCCGUCUGUUUUUUCUAUAUGAGCACACUCUAGUGCAUAAUAAAUACCAUUCUAGGUUAUGUAUUGUUAUCAUCACUUAAUCUCUGCCAAAAAAAAUAUAAAUUAUUAGUAGUGACCUUUGUACAACUACCCAAUCAAAUGGCAAUUUUCUAUUUAUCCUUGUACGUUGAUUGUGUUCGGUGUCUUCAGCCUAUAACAAACAUUUCAUUCAUAACGUAAUGGUGUUUAGAUUCAAGGAAAUGUAAAUAAAUAGUUACUUUAGUAAAUUGACCGUUAAAUUAAGUGUAGAUAGUUUAUCAAUGAUGUAUCGUCCUGCGGGAGAGACUGAUGAGAGGCCCAUCCUGGAGGCAGGAACGGUGUACCUCUUGAUGAAAAAGGGAUUUCCCAUAUCCCGAAAUGUCAGGGCCCAGUGGAUCUUGGAGCACCUAGACACUGUGAUAACCAUUCAAACCCAGAGGCAUGAUCCCGAUGAAGCUCCAGAACUGGAGGUAGUCUCCAUCAUUCCCAAAGACCACUCGUCCCCCUGGAGUGACGACACCAGUCAUGAGUACCAGUACAGAAUAACUUCAAGUUCAUCGGUGAUAUUUCUCGCUCACAAGUACCGAAUGGUCUUUUGCCUGGACCUAAGUCCCUCCUUAGGAACUAUUGACAUUCAGCGUGGAGAAGUGGUGAUGGACGAGGUUUACAUGGCGAUGAAACAGUGCUUGGAGAAUGUCUCCAAAUCCUUCACCGUCCCUGGAACUAAACGAAUCCUUCGACCAGAGAUCUAUGUCACGAUAAUCGUGCACACCCCAUUCUUCACAAAUCCAGCCCAACAGGUACUAGUUCAGAGUUGGCUGAUAACAUCUGAGAACAUCCUUUAUCUCAUGCAGUUCAUUGAGAAACGUUUGAACUCCCUCGAGGAGAACAUUGCGAGGGCAGAGGCUGAAAGAUCCUCCUCUGGGAUAUUUGAGGAUGAGAUAUCGGCGAUGGGGAUGACUUUAAACUCAUCCCACUCUCUCUCUAAUAUGUCUGUGAUCUCCUCUGAAGCGAGCUUCAUCAAUAUGCUGAGGUAUGGAAUGCUGGCCCUGGCUCUCCUCCCAGAGCACAGCUGUGCUCACCUAGUAAUAGUAACUGAUGGAAUAGUUGGGAUUUCUGACGUAUACAUUCUAGACUCAAUGGUCCAGCAAUUGAGAGCCUCGACAAUAGCCUGCAGUUUCCUGCACGUAGGAAGUGCUUAUCACCCUCACUGUGCAAAUGGUCUAGUACCUUAUCAAGACAUCCUCUGUUUCCUGGCUACAGCGACCCUUGGUUGCUACAUGACCUUUAUGCCUCAAUUCUCCACCAACGAAGACAUGAACAUCUAUCACAGGAACUUCCUCUGCUGGCAGUUGUACAGAACAGUGCCCAGUGAACACUCGAUAAAAUCUAACUACUGGCAAACCGACAACUCUCUGUUCUACGGUUUUCAGCCUCAGCUCCUCAGAAAGAAGCAAAUUGAUAACAAAGUCACCUGCACCCUCAGUUCACUCCUCUGUUGUCGAUUGAGAGACGGCUAUUUAAUCAAGAGAAUGUCUUUGAGAGAUGGAAACAUCGAGAUCUGCUUUAUUCUCCCCUGGAAGACGCAUGUGUUCCUCGAGUACUUCAUCUCGAGUGCCUGGCCACCGAAAUCAGUGGCAACUUGCAACACAAUUCAGUACACAAUAGCUGUUGAAGCCCCUUAUGAAUUUCUUCAUGACAUUACCUGUCUCUCGAAAAAACCCCUAAAGUCGCAGUAUCGACAGAAUGUAGUGUCCAGGUUCUGGGCGACUUUGAGCUCUCUUACAGAGAAUGACACAAUGUUGGAACACUUCAGUUGGUUUCCAGAGCCAGGCUGGACCUGGUACAACGUACCAGACACAAUCAGAAGUGGAAUGCCUGUGUUCUAUUUGCCAGCCUAUCCUCUAGCAACUGCUGUUCAAUUGAGUGAUGCAGUUUGCCCUCAGUUUGGGAAGAUCUGGAAGCCAGUGGCAUCGCUGGACUCGAACCAAUGGGCACGUUGGAUGCACUCUCAGAGGGUCACUCUCGUCCUCACUCACGACAGACCCCUUCCCAAAUAUCUCCAUCAGGCAAAUCAGAGUGGAAGGUUUCAGUGCAUUCAGUGUCGUCAAGGGGCUGCUGUACUCUACGCAAUGCUCAAGAACUGGGCGACUUUCGUUCUAGUCGAGAAUCACACGUAUGUUCAGUUUAUUUAUAGAGAGCCGGAGAAGCCACCAGUGUCCUUUUCGGUUAUUAGAAUCAACUCGAAGGCACUUUGCGUAGUUCUGCAUGUGGCAUUUGCUGGAGGUACUCAAGGAGUUGUCAGGCACAACCUCGUGAUGGACCUGGUGGAGAGGCUCUCGAAGCUUACGUUGCCUAAUAGACCCACGGAGAUGAGGGAGACUCCUUGCUGCACGAUUAUUCAUAAAUCCUUGGAAAGAAUUCUCAUUCGGUACGAGAGAAUGCCGACAGAUUUCAAUACUGUCGUUUUUCCAGAUGGAACACAACCCAUUGUCAAGUGUGUGCAGACUCCUGGUGGUGUCCUCACAACGACUUUAUCUAGGUAUUUAUUCCAUUUUCGCUGGUUAUGGAAUGUCAAACGACCGGUAAUCCAAACGAUUCCUGGAAUCACUGUACCCAAGCUCAAUAUCACCGCAAUUGCGCGGAUUCUUUCGACUAUCACCAAGAUGAGGCUAAAUGAGGGCUUCAAUUUUGCGUACUCGGCUGCGGGAAUCAUUAAUAUGGUGCUGGAGGUGGAGAUGCUGGGGGCGAUGAACGAAUAUCACCCAUGCGUUAUCCAGUAUGUCAUUUUUCCACCACACACUAUUAGCAGUCCUAGCAUGGAGAAGGAUAGUGAGUCUGAGGAGGAAAGCGACGAGGGAACCGCUGAUGGAGAAGCUGGCAACGAUGAUAGUGAGAAUUCCGGAGACUAUCAGAUUGUCACUGAGGUAUGGGUCGAGCCACAGUGCGGCAGGGUCAAGGCCGGACAUGCUACGGGAGCGUAUACGGAUGGAUUAAGUUAUCAUCAAUUUCCAGAUGCUAUAUGCCGAAUUGAUGAAGAGUGCAUAAACGCCCUUUUGACUCUAGAGCACUUGAGCUUGCUGAGUCAGGUGGAGGCCCGCGAGGGCAGUGCUGAUCCGACCAAUGGAUAUCAGUACCAGAAUAAUUUGUAUAAUCAGGGUAAUCGGGGGCCCUCACGACGGACAUCCAUCAAUAAUUUCACACAAUCCAAGCCGUUUCUCGAUACACCCUCUAGAGAUGAUAACAUCGAUCAUAAAUUAUUUAAUUUCGAUGCUCUGAGCAUUCUUCCCAAGUGCCAACAAGCUGAGUUGCUGUUCUCCAUGUUCGCUGAUGGACCAUCAUUUGCAGAAGACAAUGCGGAGAACACAAACAGUAUUCUCCUUGAGAAUCUCAUGGAUCAUAUGAAGCACCUCCACAACAAGGAAAUCAUUCUGACCGCUUCCGAAUCUCAAGAAUUCACAGAAAUGCUCUUCUCGCGCCCCCGCGAGGUCUCCACUCCUCUGCCCUUUUCCCAAGACCUCACCGAGAAGCAGAAGAACUCGAUAAGAUGGCGAUGCUUCAUUAAUGGCAUCAGUACAACCCACAUAAUCCUAACACUCCUCCCUUCAACAGAGAAAGACGUACGAACACUGUUCAAUCCAUCCCUGAGACAUCGAAAAUACUCGAGAGAGAAGUCACUAGAAAAAUUAGACAAACUGUCCCCAUCCGAGGAGAAAGCCAUCCCCUCAUGGUUCGGUACUCCUAAGAAAUUUGAGAUUGAAUCAAGCAUCUCUAGUCGGACGACGACUACUGAGAGUACUCCAAAGACAGAUAGAAGACGAAGAGUUCCCUCUGGGGGACCUAAAUCAGGCCUGAUCCUCCCAAUUUAUGUCUAUGACUGCUCCCUAGCACUCCUCAUCGAGGUCCUCAUUAACAAGUUCAAUUCCCCGAGAUCCAAAGACAUCUACCAGAACAAUACAUUCUCAGUAGGUCAACACAUCCAUGAGGACUUCAUCCACUUAAAAUCCUCAAACGAUUGUAAAUCAGCAUCUCCGGAGCCGAAGAGUGAAGAUUCUGACAAUGGAACUGAUCAGAGGAGCCUUUUGGAGCAUUGUAAACUCCUGAACCUGGCUCACUGCCAUUGUUUCGUUGUGGCUGUUUAUAAAUCCCUCUCCCUGCAGCUGCAACUCUCCUAUGAGGACAUGGAGGCUGCUGUGGAGCAGUGUGAAGAGUCUCUCAUCGAGAUCAACAUAACAGACUAUUUGAAAACGGUUUGUAAGCACUUGAACCCAUCAAGUUCGCUCAGACAAUCAGAGCCUGAGAGUUACACCUGCUCCACCUGCGUCGAGUUUCAACCCCUUCACAAUCUCAUUCGAGAGAAGUUUAAGAGGAUCAUCCAGGUGGCCUUCAAACCCGUUCCAGCACACCCAGAGUUCUACUACUGUUCUCCCCUGCACAAUCCCGACAGGCAAAGGGAGUAUCAUAGGUCUGAUAGCGACGACGACUUGGCGGAGGGCUUGGCAUGCCCCUCGGAUAUCGAGUGGCAGUUUGAUGGACAAAUUAAGACAGUUUCCUCCAAUGGUACCUGGCCCAUUUCCAACAUGAGGGAUGAUAUCAAGCUCUUCAGUUACGACUCCACUGAAUCCCUGAUCAGUGAUCUACGCGAGGACGAGCGCAACUGCAACGAGCAGCCACUCUUCCUUCAGCUGAACUGCUCAGUACACUCGCGAUCCCACUUUUCCAGUAUUCCUGUUAAGCUCCUCCCUACGUGUUUCGCGGAGCUUCAACAACACCUCGAUGACUACACAUUUUCUGACUUCGAUAAUGUUAAAAUAACUUUGGACAUAAUAUGCUUGAAUCUCCCGAAGGAAGUCUUGGAGGUGAGUCUCGAGCGUGUGGCCUUGAGGACGACGUCCUACUGCAGUGCCUCUCCAGUUGGAAGUCUGAAGACAGAGAGUGAAAGUAGCCCUGGGAACGACACAGCAUUAUCAGAGGAUUUAUUAUUGAGGGAACGAAUUGCACAUCUGCCUCAUCAUCAGCACAAUGCGAUUUCAAAUCUGAGAAUGGAGAUCGAGUGGCUCCUGAGAGACGAAAUAGCGACAGCCCUGCUGGAUAGGACGCCUGCGACAGAGGAGACCUUGGAUUUCGUGGCUAAACAUGUGGCUGAAUCCAGUGGGACAACCAGUUGUCACCUAGAUAAGGUUCCUCUACAGUUCGUCUUCUCCUCGAGUAACAGUGCCCCCAAGUUCCACGAGGAGCUCAUAAAGAUGGAGGUGGAUAGGUACAAGAUUAAGCAACUAGAACGAUUCUUAUAUUUUGUGAAAGAUAACAAGACAGUCAGUGAAGUAGAAACCUCGUGCAACGAAACGAAAUUAGAUAUAAAUGAUGAGGAUAGAUCGACAGUGGAAUUAGACGAUUCAGAUAGCCCUCAGGACGUCAGUAGUCGGACCUCGAGGCAGGACUCUGGAGAUCCUCCAGGAUGUCAUUCGGAGAUCUCCAGUAUUGGUGAGGGCCAUCCAGGAACGGACGAUGGAUACGAGGGAGACAGCAGCAACUCCGAGGACGACUGCUGUUGGCUGGUUGAUCUUGGUAAACGAAGAGACUCUCUUCCCAACUUCUGGUUGAUCCUCCAGGUACACAGGAACCAUGUGAACGUUUAUUUCCACUGUAGGUUUCUGGAGUUUGCCUCGCCUGAGGUUGAUAAGUAUAGGCAAGUUCAAAAAAUGGUGGUGGCACAGAUAAGUGCCAUAUGCAAGAGAGUUAAUCAAUAUCUAUUAUUGGAGAGUCUCCAUGACACGAGGAAUUGUGAUUCUCUGCUGGAACCAGAGUCUCAUGAAGACCACAACUGGAGAGCGGACUCCACGAGUGAAUCAGGAUUGAUCCCCAAGCAUGAGUCAGUAAUGAAUAUGAUCCCUGGUAUGUUCAGGUGUUCAGUGGUCUGGGAAGUUCCCUUUUCCCUCCAUCCUAGGCUGAAGACAGGGCCUGGGAGAUCAGGAUUAUCUAGAGGGAUCAAGGCUCUUCACGUAGUAUUGAGCAGAUUCUCAGUUAAUAACAGAAACAAUAUGUUUGUUUAUCGUGAAAACAAUUCUAACGUUUUCUACCUUCGACUGCACGAACAAACUGGGGAUGGUAAGCCAUUGCAGAAUAAAUUAUCUGAGUCUGAUGAGAAACUGAUGGUCUCCAGGAGCAGUAGUAUCACUUCCUUAUCUCAAUCAAGAAAUCAUGGAGUACAGCAGGAUCAGUCGAGGAUCGAUGACACUCGACCCAGGGUCAGAUCCUUUGGGGAGAAGGACUCUGAUUAUCUCAGCAAAUGUGAAGACUCAAUCGUGCUGAUGGUCCAUGGAAUAUCAGAGCCUGGUGUGGAAGUGAAGCAGGAUCUAGUUCAGGUUCUCCAUAAUAGGCUGGAUGAUGCAGUUUUAGAGGUGCUUUCUGUGAUGCUAGCUAGGAAUCCAAUGUGUAAAUUAACUCCAGCUGAUGUUCACUUCAUUCAGAAGCCUUACAGGUCACCUGAGAGCUAUGUACAGUUCUCGAUCCAGCCGUAUUACUCGUCCCACAUGAACGCCCUCGCCUACUACCUGAGACAGAAUGUUCUCCAAUUCCUAUACAUCCCUAAAUACACAGAUCCAAGGAGACACUAUCACUUCCAAGAUUACUCACAGCCUGAGGGAUCCAGUAAACGCGUUCCCGAGACUGACAUUUUUUUAAACAAUCAGAGCCAGUCGAGUGGUAACAAGGGAAUUGCCUGUAUCGCCAUGGCCAUCUCCAAGGACAUGAACGAGGCUGAUUGCCUCCUAAAAUUUCCUGGAUAUUUGUCCCCCCUAGAUUUCAAGGACGUCGUGUCCACGAAUUCUUACGAAGGCACCAGCUCCUGCGCAUCACCGAAUUCCCCCAUAGAGUUCAGAAUAUGGAGACAGGGGAGAGUGUACCUGGAGACUCUAGUGGAAAAAUUGAAGGCUGCCAUAAAAUACGCGACGUGGGAUCUAGUCGUCGAAUAUCGUCUUCUUCCUGUGCCAUUGACUGUUUUUAGAGGUGACGAGAAGCAUAACUUGACGGACGGUUUAGAGGGAGAUUCUCCAAGGAAUGAAUCUCAAAGUCAGCGACAAAUGGGAUUGGAUGAAUUGGGGGAAGUCGGAGAGUUACAUGAGAUUUACUAUAACACACUUCCCUCCUGGUUUCAAUUUGCGUUAGACAUGGGAGUGCCUUCAGUGAAAAAACAUAUUGUAACUAUUCAACACAGACAUCCCAUUCCCACCAUCGUCAGGGAGCUACAGAAUUUGAUACGAAUUAAUGCACCUGAGACCUCCACGAGAAGUUUCGUGUUGAAACAGACUCAACCGUUUGUCAUUGACCAUUCUAUUGAGACAUCCACUCGGCUACCGUUUACACAGGAUAAUGACUUAGAUGAGGGUGUCUCUAAAGACGGAGAUGACAAAAUAGUUUAUGUGCCAUACGAAUUUCCUCAGGACGAACAGAGAUCCUUCACGAAAGCAGUGGUAGUAGCAAGAAACUUCAAGCAGUGGAAGGCAUCCUUCAGUGAAUACCCUGAUCCCGAGUUCUUAAUACCGAAGGAUCAGAAACUCCUUCAAAAGUUCAAUCCCAUGAUCCAAGAGUCGACCUUUAUCCCCCGACAACGAUUGCUCCUGGCGCAAGUUGAGAGCAACCAGGUCGUGAUUUAUAUGUACAACUGGUCCAAGGAACGAUCAGAGAAAUUGAUAAAACAAGUGUCUAGCUUGGCGACCUGGUUGUCAUCUCGAUCUAUCCUAUUUUCAAGCAUAACUCUUCAGAAAUUAGGAGUAUUUCAUCAUCAGCCGGUGGACACUUAUCACCACCGUGACGAUCACCCCCAAUAUCAAAUAUCGGACUUGGAGAGUCUCGCUAAGUUUCCAUUGACAGCAGAAGGCAAGGAGUGGCCCAGGAGAAGUGGGCAACUCAUAAAAUCAGUUCCUCAGUACUCUUGGGAUCGAAUGCUAGGGCAAGUGAUGAGAGACGCCAGGCCCACCAUGCAGUAUCCCCCGAAUACUCCAGACCCAGUGGUAAAAGGAAUUUAUGACCUUCAGGACCUCUAUCAAAGAGAAAGAAAAACCAAAGAUGAUUUAACGAAGUUGUACACAAUGUGGCAGAGCAGAAGUGCAGCUCCCAGCAUCCCCAUGCCAGCCCUCACUCUACAGACAUUCAAACAGUACUCUCGACUAAUCCACUACUGUCAUACGCCAAUCCUCUUCUUGCCCCAGUGGAGGAUCCAAUCCGCAGCAACGAGAGAUCACUCCUUAACUCCCCCCUCUUCAAUCUCUCCAAUUACCUCUCAAGUCUCUCCUAUUUACAAAAAACUGGACAAAAAUUCCGAGAAGACAGUGGACUCGUGGCAUCAAGCGCUCUGUGCCUCCAUGCUCUCGGAGUAUAAACAAUACCUCCAACUCCUGGGGUUCAACCCAGUCCAGAUCGAUGGAGACAAGGGCAAUUCUGAUGAUCCUCAUCAAGUUUGCUAUCUCAAGAAAUCCAUGCUUGGAGGUAUCCUAGUCUUCGAGAUUCACCUGUCAGAGCCUUUUUUCAUCGUUAAGCUUCACAUCAUCGAGUGCAAUCGACUCCAGACGAAAUCCAACACAGGAUCGGUGAAUCAAUUUAUGUCCAGUUUUGUUGAUGCCUGCGAUAAAAUCAAGAUCAACAUGCAUCUUCAUUCCUUCACGUAUGACUUUCAUCUUCGUUGCAUUCACUCAUACAUCGCAGGUACUGGCCAAUGGUCGUUGCAGCAGGGAUAUCAUCUGACCCAGUUCCUGGAUGAUUUUAUCAAGUAUUACAGCAAAGCACCUAAUUUCGCGAGGAAUUUGGUCUACAGUGAUGUUGUUACUGUGAGCAGCUUGACGACUCCGGCUCACACUCUGUAUUCCUAUCUACUGUCCCACGAGAAAACCUAUGGAAUGCAGGUCUUCGGGAUGACAAGUGACUCUCAGGAUACCAGAGACAGUGAGUACGUCCUGGUGAGGCUCCAGAGUACACCUCUAGUCAGUUACUGUGACGCACAGGACACCAAAUACACUGAUGAUUUCAUCGUUGCUCUGAUUGUCUCUAAGGAGGAUCACUCGCCCCAGGUCGAGAAGACGGAGAUCAGUCUCAAGUUUUACCUGAUAUUAACCAGCAAAAGGGAGCUGUAUCCGAAACGGGAAGUGGAGAACAACAAAUUGGGAAAAUUCCGGACUGUUUACAGUGUUGUAAAGACAACAACAGGUGCCCACGUGGAUAAUUAUCUGGAGUCUGGACCAACGACUCCAGUUCCAUCGUCAGAGAAGAGUCUCAAGGACGACAGUGCCACGGACUCUGAGUAUACGGAGAGUAAUUCUGAUUCUGUGAGUUCAGUGAGGGAGAAUUCUAAGAAUGAUCAGGAGGACAAGAGGGAGAUGGCCCCGACACCGCCACCAGUGCCCACUUCCCCUCUCAUGAGUGCUAGUACUGGAAAUACUCCUGAAUCUCCGCAUUUUAUGCAGAUUCGUCAGGAGUCUGUGAACUACUUAGGGUAUUACUCAUCCCAUGAGCAGUUAAUGCAGCAGUUGAUAAUUUCCCAGGCGAAGGCUGCGAGGCAACACAUUACCAAUAUGAUUGAAAGGGGAACACUGCAUUGCAGAACUCACCUUCUCUGGAAUAAACUCCUGGAGAACAAAUCAACGAUGAGUUAUACUGAAUUCAUGGAGCUUAGAUCAUUGGCUAAAGCUGAAAGUCUGUCUGCUCUCGAUACCAGAUUGAGUCCUCUCAUCAAUCAGCCCAUUGGGUGGUAUCAAACGCUGGCUAAGGUCCUCCAGAAUAAAUAUCAGGAGCAUCACAAGCAGUUCAGCACUCCUGACGGAAAUGUCACUCACCAUUUGAUACUUCACCCUAGUUAUCUGCAGGCCUUCAUGAUGCUGACGAUUGAUUUGCAUACGUCUAGGGGGGAACUUUAUGCAGUUUAUCGCAAGUCAGCUGAAAUAACAAGUUCUCCAUUCAACCUGAGUGAAAUUCAUAGUCUAAUCGAGGGAUUCGUAAAUGCGUGUUGUUUCCACCUAUGGAUGGGCCUGUGCAGUCAAUAAAAAUACGUAAAUCAUCGCAUAAUUCAUAACUCUUCAACAAUGUGUAUAAAAAAUUUAUGUUGGCUUGUAAAAAGUAUGUCUCAAUUAUGGUGUGCAUCUGUAAAUACGAAAUACAUUAUAUAUUUUUCUUGUUACAAA